GCAAUAAAUAAAUAAAUAUGGUUGAUCGCAGUAUUCUUAUGAGAACGUUUUCGGCUAAAAUAUAAUUCUAAAUAUUUUAAAAAUUUAACAAAAAAAUGACAUAUAUUUUACAAAGACAUCGCGAAUUUACUGGGCCUACUCCUCAUAGUGUCGCAAUUCUUGGACGAUUAAAAAGUAAAAAACCCGCUGAACAUUUAACUCUUGAGCGAAGAAAGAUUGAAGAGUUGAGAAAUCAAUCUAUAUCAGAAGCUAAAUACGACAAACUGAAGAAGUUAAAAGCAGUAUGGGAGAUGAAAACUGAUCAACUUCUUGAAAAGAGCUGCGUUAUGAGAAAUAUAGACAAACAUUUUCAGGAAGAACAGAAGGCUUUAGAAAUUAGAAAAGAAAAAUUGAAAUUGAUGCUUGAAGCAGAAGAGAAAAAAUAUCUAUUGGAGCUUGAUUGUAAAGAGGAAGUAGAUCAACAAAAACUUAUGAAAGAUAAAUUAGAGUUCUUAAAGAAAAAACGAGAAAGUGAAAAACAGCUUUAUGUGGCAGAGAAAAUGGAAAAGAAGUUUAGGGAGGAAUGUCAUGAUCUUCGUACUCAGCUAAGUAAGCAAACGCAAAACAAGAUAUUUGCUGAUCGAAAUGAACAACUUUUAAUUAAGGCAGAGAAAUUGAAAAAAGAAGCAGAAAUUGAACAUUAUUUUGCUGAAAUGUGCAAACAAGAUAUUAAAUGUAAAGAGCUUCAAGAAGAAAUAAAAGCAAAUGAAAAAGCUAAACUAAACCAAUCUGUUAUAGAGACUUUAAAUAUGCAACGUCAAGCAUUGGAAAAUCAACGUCAAGAAGAAAAAAAAAUCAAGCAAAAUGAGGCAGACAUACUAAAAAAAGAAGUAAACGAACUAAAAGCUGAAGAAAAUUUAAGGAAUAAGCAAAUAAAAGCUAAAAUAUUAUUUGCAAAAAAAGAACAAGAUUUAUUAUUGAAGUUAAAAAAAGAAAGUAAAGCAAAAGAAAAAGAUUUUGAUUUUGAAACACAAAAUACUUAUGAUGAAGUUCUUGAAAAGCAAAUGAUUGAAAAGAAAAAAAAUUCUGAUAAGCAAUAUUAUAAGAAGUUGCUUGUAGAACUUAAUAAGAUGGACUCAUCUAAACUCCCAUUAACAGUACUUCCUUGUAUUCAUUCAAAGAAUUGUUGACGCUGUGUUUGUAAAUAAUAUUUAUGAUAUUAAUAUAUGAAAUAUUUGUAUAAAUAUAUGUAAUAAUGCAAUAAUUUUUAAAUGAAU
Molecule: messenger RNA, 1256 nt
Organism: Hydra vulgaris (swiftwater hydra)
Lineage: Eukaryota; Metazoa; Cnidaria; Hydrozoa; Anthoathecata; Hydridae
Source: RefSeq, a predicted model, not a curated record